Epithele typhae is the source of this 1581-nucleotide messenger RNA. Its product is annotated as WD40 repeat-like protein. The transcript has 5 exons. The coding region runs from base 1 to 1581 and encodes 526 amino acids. Gene Ontology annotation, biological process: positive regulation of transcription by RNA polymerase I; rRNA processing. Gene Ontology annotation, cellular component: nucleolus. Gene Ontology annotation, molecular function: protein binding. Lineage: Eukaryota; Fungi; Basidiomycota; Agaricomycetes; Polyporales; Epitheliaceae. The record is from RefSeq and is a predicted model, not a curated record.
AUGAACUAUCAGCCAGUCGUCGUCAAAAGGCACGCGCGCCCCGCGUCCACAAAACACAAUUCGGAGUCGCGGCACUGGCGGCAGUACAAACACCCAGUUUUCAUCAAGGAGUACGCCCCGGUCACCUCCGUCCACUUCUCCCCCACCAAGCCACACCGGUAUGCUGUCACUGCGGCCACACGUGUGCAGAUAUACGCGCCUAGAACGCAAAAAGUCACCAAGACGAUUUCGCGGUUCAACGAUAUUGCACGGAGUGGAUGUAUCCGCGGGGAUGGAAAGCUUGUAGUGGCCGGGGACGAUACUGGACUCGUUCAGGUCUUUGACAUCAACUCCCGAGCCAUUCUCCGGACUCUAGACUCGCACAAACAACCAGUCCAUGUCACCAAGUUCUCUGCUCUCGACCAGACGCAAAUCCUUUCGUGCUCUGAUGACACUACAGUGAAGGUCUGGGAUGUUCCCUCCCAAACCGCGGUCACCACUUUCCUCGACCACACCGACUACGUCCGCACAGGACAAUUCUCCACCUCCAACCCACAUCUCGUCCUCACCGGUUCGUAUGAUUCCACCGUCAGGCUCUUCGACUCAAGAACAGGCGUGUGCGAGAUGGUGAUGGGCGACGCGUUUGGCGAAGGCGGCACACGGAACACCGCACCUGUAGAACAGGUCCUCAUGUUCCCUUCCGGCACAGUCGCUCUGUCCGCGUCGGGACCCAUCCUUCGUGUCUGGGACCUGGUCGCCGGAGGACGCUGCACGCGCGCGAUGUCAAAUCAUCAGAAGACGGUCACCUCGCUCGCGUUCAACUCCAACGCCAGCCGGCUGCUCACGGGCAGCUUGGACCACAUGGUCAAGGUCUACGACGUAAGCACGUACCGCGUCGUGCACACGAUGCGCUACCCGGCUCCUGUCCUCUGCAUGGCUCUCUCGCCUGACGAGACGCACAUCGCUGCAGGCAUGUCGGACGGUACGCUCUCAGUUCGGCGACGACAACCCAAAGCCUCGGAGCCCGCCUCGCAAGAUCUGUUCUCCGUUGCUUCUCUACGGUCAGGGGCGUUCGAGUCUUUUCUUGGUGCUUCCAUACCGAACCUCGGGCUGGGUCGUACCAAGGAAAAGAAGAAGUCAAGACCUGUGGGCGACACAGACGAACUCAAAGUGGAGAGCAAGCGGAAGAAGAGGUUACGCGACUACGACAAAAUGCUCAAGAACUUCAGGUACUCUGCUGCCCUCGACGCAGUCCUGCGCAAGAAUGUGCCUCCAACAACUACGUUCUCGCUGAUCCAAGAACUUGUGCACCGCGACGGGCUACGGACAGCGCUGGCAGGUCGUGACGAUGUUCUGCUUGAACCGGUUCUCCGUCUGCUGCUUAAGCAUGUCUCGGAUCCACGGUUCGGCGAGAUGGUGGGCGACGUUGCGGGUGUUGUGAUUGAGAUGUACUCCCCGGUCCUGGGUCAAUCACCACUAAUCGACACGCUGUUCGUACGACUUCGUAAGAAGGUCGCGGCCGAAAUACGCUUCCAAAAAGAGCUGGUGAAAGCCAAGGGCGCUCUCGACAUGAUCCUGGCUUCAGCAGCGCUCUCUGCAUGA